AUGGGUCGCGUUCGUACCAAGACCGUCAAGAAGUCCGCCAAGGUCAUCAUUGAGCGUUACUACCCCAAGUUGACCCUCGAUUUCGAGACCAACAAGAGAAUCUGCGAUGAGAUUGCCAUCAUUGCCUCUAAGCGUCUCCGCAACAAGAUUGCAGGUUACACUACCCAUUUGAUGAAGCGUAUUCAGCGUGGUCCCGUCCGUGGUAUCUCCUUCAAGCUUCAAGAAGAGGAGAGAGAGCGCAAGGAUCAAUACGUUCCCGAAGUGUCUGCUCUUGACUUCAGCCAAAGCGAAUCUGGACAGCUCGAGGUCGACAGCGAGACAAAGGAUCUGCUCAAGAACCUUGGUUUCGACUCCAUCCCAGUCAAUGUCGUUGCCGUCUCCCAACAACAAACCGUCGAGCGCCCUCGCCGAUUCAACGACCGCCCUGCACGAACAUAA
Messenger RNA from Lachnellula hyalina, 438 nucleotides. RefSeq names its product 40S ribosomal protein (gene rps-17). Gene Ontology annotation, cellular component: ribosome. The transcript has 3 exons. Bases 1 to 438 code for a protein of 145 amino acids. NCBI's taxonomy places the organism in Eukaryota, Fungi, Ascomycota, Leotiomycetes, Helotiales, Lachnaceae. Gene Ontology annotation, biological process: translation. The record is from RefSeq and is a predicted model, not a curated record. Gene Ontology annotation, molecular function: structural constituent of ribosome.